Molecule: messenger RNA, 1211 nt
Organism: Pelagomonas calceolata
Lineage: Eukaryota; Pelagophyceae; Pelagomonadales; Pelagomonadaceae
Source: the annotation of a GenBank genome assembly
GGAAAGGGGCUGCAUUUUUGCAGCUACAUUACCACUAGCAAUCGAAAUUACGUGUUGAAUCAUGUCUCCUAUCAUCGCCUGCGCUGUGCUGUUGACGGGCGCGUCGUCGCUGCGCGUGGCGCCGACCAUGGUGCUCCAGCCGCGCCGGGACCUGCUGGCGGGCGGCGCCGCUGCCGCCGCGUCGAGCUUACUCGUGCCCGAAGCCAUCGCGAAGAAGCCGCUCUGCCUCCCGGGCACGAAUUCCGCCAAGGCGCUGGGAGGCCCGGGCUACACGAUCGGCAUCCUCGCGCGCGGCCCGUGUCGCAUCGGUCGCCGACUUACUCACGGUUCGAUCCACGCAGGAGCACGAUACUCCGAGCUUCAAGGCGUGGCACAAGGUCAUCGAGGGCAUCGGGAGCGACCUGCUGUCCGUCUACCCGCCGGAGUGCAAGGUCGUCGACGAGUUCUUCAUCAAGACGACGGCGGGCAAGCCCAACGGCCAGGACGCGGUGCUCGCCGGGCUCGUGCCGCCGCCGCGUCGAAGUCGACGGCGCCUCGCCUCGACGCUUUCGACGCGACGCUGAGGUUCUGUUCACUCCAGGUCUUCGAGACGAGCGGCCUCAAGGCCGUGAAGAAGUUCCUCGGCGAGGGCAAGUCGCCCAUCUUCGAGCAGGGCCGCAGGGACGGCUGGCUCACGGGAAAGUGGCGCGAGAACUACUUCGCCUGCGCCGACUUCCGGGGCCCGACGCCCGGCCCGCCGCCCCAGUUCCAAAAAGGGUGGGGCAUCUGCUUCGGCGCGCACGGCCUCGGCGUGCCCUACAAGGAUUGGCUGAAGGUCUUCGGCUCGCCCGAGGUCGAUGCGUUACAUGAAUCCUUGAACAUCCAGUACAGCGUCUGCGGGCCGAUCAACGGCAAGGUGUCCACCGACCUCAGCGGGGGCGGCGUCGGCGUGCUCCACGUCACGAAAUCAUUCAAAGACACGGCGCGCUUCGACGCCGCGCGUGCCCGUGUCCCGUACAUACGCCAUCGACGCGACCGUUAAACCGCGCAGGCCUUCAACGAGAUCAAGCCCAAGAUCAGCCGAGCCGCUUCGUCUACGGCGAGGUCAUGAACACCUCCGACGACUUCAUCAAGGCCGGGUCCGUCGUCGACCUCAAGGCCUGAGUAUCAUUCCCCACGCUUCACUCCUUCCGAUCGAUGAUCCGAGGUCCUAACCUUAUUCAUUCUACUAC